Messenger RNA from Eupeodes corollae, 1234 nucleotides. RefSeq lists its product as uncharacterized. NCBI's taxonomy places the organism in Eukaryota, Metazoa, Arthropoda, Insecta, Diptera, Syrphidae. The record is from RefSeq and is a predicted model, not a curated record. The transcript is spliced from 2 exons. Bases 197 to 1234 code for a protein of 345 amino acids.
UGAACCUGCGUGACAAAAUGAUCUAGAAAGUGAAAAACCACAAAAUCCAACAAUGGCCAAAAGACACGCUUCGAGUGUCAUUCAAUUGAAAGUUUACUUAUUUUUCCAGUUUAUAAAAAUCACAGAAGAAUCACAAUCCUCUUCAGUGUUUUCUUACAUUUCGUUAUAAAAUCAUGCAUUAAGAAAUCCAAUAACAAUGAAUUCAAUUUUUCUAUUAACCUUGAGUGCCCUAUGCAGUUCGGGACUUGCUUAUCAAGUCAACGAAAAGCAAGAAUCUUUUGUACCGAAGUUACCACUUCGACCUGGAGAUCUGUUGCGAAGCCUUGAUGCACUGAUUUCUGAUGCUCAAGUCAUCUACUCACCUCUCCAAGAGACACCUCCUCUGAAGUUAGCCCAACGAAGGGUCUAUGACGACGAUGAAUCUAACCAUGACAACCAGGAAUCUGAAUCGGAGUACGAUUAUGACAAAGCAUAUGAAAACUUUGUAAAUAAAUAUUUUGCUAAAGGAGAAGAAGAUUUAGAUUCUGAAGAUACGCAUGAUGGUAAUGAAAACGAUGAUGAUGGUUAUGAGGAAAAGGCUGAAGGAAUUGAAGAUGUAGCACCAUAUGGACAUUCGGAUGAAAUCGAUAAUGAUCAAAAAGACAAAGAAAAGUCAUCAUCGUCAGGAUCAAAGAAAUGUGAGAUGAUAAAAAUUGGUAAUCAAAAUUGUAAGGUCUGUGAAGAUCCAAGAUCCAAUGAAAAAUCCAAAACAUGUUCCUAUUCAUCCGACGAUAAACCCCAAAGUUAUGGCUACAGCAAACAAAGAUCAACCAAACACUCCAGCGAUGAUGAUGAUGAUGACGAAGACGAAGACGACGUCGAUGAUGAUGCUAGAGGUCCUAAAACUGGAAAAUCACUUAAACGUGAGACGUCUCUAAGCAACAAAUCAAAAUUCAAACCAAGAAGAACAAGCAUUGAGCACAUUUUAAAACCCUCAUCUCAUCUUGACGAUCUCACAAAGUGCACAAGAAAAUUUGAAGAUGGAAUGAUAUGUUUUUAUUGUUCAUCGACUUCGGAAAAUACUCGAGAAUGCAUAGUUGAUAAAAGUAAUUUGAAAAAACGUCGUUUAGAUGAGGCUUCAAAAAAGGACACAGCAACAAAGAAGAUUUUCAAACGAAUGGUAACUUAUUCGUUCAAAAAUGACGCAGCACCAAAGUUUAACGGGAACACCUAUUCAGCAUUUCAAGGAUAUUAG